Cuscuta europaea is the source of this 4748-nucleotide messenger RNA. NCBI's taxonomy places the organism in Eukaryota, Viridiplantae, Streptophyta, Magnoliopsida, Solanales, Convolvulaceae. The record is from the annotation of a GenBank genome assembly.
GAAAGGUUGAGCUCCCUCACUACCCCUAUUAGUGAGGAAAUCCAUCACAACUGGAAGAACACAGGAUUGGGAUUCACAUCCUUAUCCAAGACAUUUGAAGACUCUUCCAAAUACUCUCCUAUCACAAAACCCACCACAGAUCUACCAAACACAAAGAAUUCUAACCACCAACAACCUCACUCCCAAACUCUGUCAAAGAAAAGGACUCAGUCCUCCUCCAGACCAAAAUCCAAACUUCCCUACAAUUUCAACUUCCUAAAUAACCAAUCAAAUCAAAGACUUGGUUGGCAACCAAUCAAAAAGACCAACAACUUAUCUCAGAAAAAGCUGAUCACUUCUGAUGGAUAGUCUACCCGGGGGUAUAUAUUCGAAGGGUUAUUACGGGGAAUAACUUAGAGAGAAGUCAGAGCAAGUAAGUAAAAGUAGAGAGAGAGUGUAUUCAGUAUGAAUGCCGUUUUCAGCGUGGUUACAAAUGGGGAAAUGGGGUGCUAUUUAUAGUAGCAAUAAAUGCCGGGCAGGGACACGUGUCAAGCGCUUAUUGGCCGAGGGGUCACCUCAACUAGUUGGCGCUGGCAGCCGCAUGUGGCCGCAUUUAAUGCGGCUGUUGGAUGGGACGUCUGUGCGGGGUACGGUGAUCUGUACGCAUGUGAGGCGGAUAUCUUGUCGAGUGAGAUGCCUUCGGCUAUAGAGCAGCAGCCGAGGGCUCUUCCACCCGAUGGCACCCUGGUGCCGAGGGCUCACAAUGCCGAGGGCUACUGUUUUCACCGUUUUCUCCCAGUUUCUUAAUUUGCUUGAGAAACCCGUUCUGUGAGAAUUUGGAGCCUUCGGCCAGGGGGGCGAAGGCACCCCUGGCGCGUAGUGCGGACUGCCUGGUACUCUGGGCACUGUGAUUUGGGCCUGUUGGGCCUUCUGGGUCUGUUGGGCCUUCGCUGGAGUAGUAGGAGUCUGUGGGCCGGGGGUUCCCGGGCCAUAUACUCCAUCAGGAGUCCCUCACUCCUUUUGCCGAAAGGUACUUGAGGGAAAAGGAGUAACUUGUGCUUUCCCCUUUGAUGUUGUCCCAUCGUGAUUUCUGAAGUUGGUGAGGAGUUGUUGCUUUUAUGUCCCUGCCGAAGGCAGUCCCUCAGUUACCCACAUGUCGGGACUUGAGGGCUUGCUUUGUUGUUUGUUGGAAUUUCACAGAUUUUGUGAUUUAAUGAUUUUCCCGAGGGGGUCCUCCAGUCCCCCACUCCUUGAGGCACUUGUAAAGUGGUGAAAAUGAGUAAAGUAGUUAUGUUGCUGUUGUGGGCCGAAGGCUGACGCUUUUCGUUUCAUUUUGGGGGGAUGCCUCGUUAAAAACCUCAUUAGGAAAAACCCUUUGGGAAAAAAAUCCUAAUGAGGGAAAAAGAGUGCACCGAAUUCCCCCAAUGAUGAAUCGAAAAUGUCAAACCUUGGUAAAAAAUGGAGAAUGGCGGGAAUGCCGAAGGCUCUCUCUUCUGAGGGCUCCUGUGUUGAUUAGCCGAAGGCUUGCUGUUGAUGUCCUGGUGGCGCCGAAGGGGAGCCCCUCAAUCCAGGGAUCGAGGGCCUGCCAGAUGAGGGCAGCAGUGAAGUUGUUACCGGGGGGUCCACUGUUUGUUGAUUAGUUGGUGAUGAAGAUACCCGAGGGCUCCCAUUACCCGUGUGCCAUGGGUCAUCCGUCAAUGAGGCAACUUCCCCGGGGGAUACCCGGUUUUGCAGUGCUGAGGGGGAAUCCCCGAGGGGUGCCCUGAUAUGAAGCCCUGGGUUUCUGAAGGAGUGAUCCCGAAGGCGUCUGUUAUGUGCUGUCUGGGGCACAACCUGGGCACACUUCUGAGUGAGUGUACCCGGGGGCUACCCUUGAUGAAGUGGAGUGAAGUAGAAAACCCGGGGGCUUCCGGAAUAUAGCCGUUGGAAAUAUAGCCGUUGGAAUAUGUAACGACAGGAUAUAGCCGUUGGGGGGGUGGCACACGUGGCGUGUGAUGGCUGGCUGUUCGUGGGCGGCGUCACCGACUGGGUGAAACGACGGUGUGUAAUGAUGACGGUCCGUCUGGAGGCCCGGUUUCCGGGCCCAAGCCCGGAUUCCAGCGCCUAUAAAUACCCCAAGGCCAGAGCCAUUCCCGCUGUGCGAACUCAGUUGUCUUAGCGAAGCUCUGCCAAAAAAUCUAGUGAGAGAAACUCCAGCCUUCGGUCCUAACGCAGCUUUCGAGGUCAGUGCUCCCUGCCUUUCUCCUUCUAGUAUAGCGGUACUGUGCCCUUAGGUUAGGAGAUAGAAAAGUUAGGAAACACUACCGUCUACGAGCCCUCGAACUAGAGUGCGAAUGUCGUCCCAGAGUGAUUCUCAAGAUAUCUCGAGGACGCCCUCGAUGGAGGACGAAGGCAUCUCCGAUGUGGAGUCAAGCAGUGGUCAGCCCUCGGAUGGUGGUGAUGCGGCCCUGGCCCGGGAGGUCCAGAAGGAACUCAUUGCGGAGGUCGAAGCCGAGGGCUUCGAGCAGGAGUGCGAGGAUGAAGACUUAGCCCUCACAUGGCAAACAGCGGAGGAUGAGGCGCAGAAUGAGAGCUCGAAGGUUACGAUAGCUGUUCUCCCCCCUCGGGGUUCUGGGGAAGCCAGUAGCUCGAGGCCGCUGGAUCCGAUACCUCUGAGGGCGGUUUCCGGUUUGAAGAAGAAGAAGGCCGCUACCAAGAAGAAGGAGAGGGCCGUCGAUCAAGGAAAGCCCGUGGACAUGCCCGAGGGGUACAGUUGGCUGAACACUGAGGCCCUCCAGAUCAGGUCGAAGGCUGAUAGGGCAGAUCUGUACGUGACUCAGCUGCACGUGGGGCCCUCGGCCGAAGUGGUGGAGCCAGGUCCCGACGACGUGUUGUCCAGGGUGCCCGAGGGGUGUAUCGCUGUUCACGUCCUCUCGGUUUCCAUGGGACUUAGGUUCCCUCUGCACCCGUUCCUCCGGGAGUAUUUGAGGUUUGUUGGUUUGGUCCCCUGCCAACUCACGCCCAACAGCCAGUCCUACAUUGCGGGGUUCCUCCAGCUCUGUAAGUCCCGAGGGGUGAAGCCCAGCCUGGAUCUAUUCUUCCAGAGCUUUAAUUUGUGCCGGGGGGGGGGGGGGGGCACGAAAACGGCGAGGGGUACGCAAACCUGCAGCAGAUUGCCCGCUUCAAGCUAUUCUCCGAUGCUCCUUCUUCCAACAAAGGAUGGAGGGAACGUUGGUGCUACGUAAAGUUGGGUGAUAGCCCAUUCCCGAGGGAGCUGCGUGAUCGAUUCCGAAGGCACGAAAAAAUCAGGAGUGCUGCUCUCGAGAAAGACGGCCUAAAGCUGGCCAAGUUCCCGGAGGGGAAAAAUAAGAACGUGGCGAUCAAAGACUGCACCCUCGAGGAGGAUUUAUACACCCUCGGGUUCCGGAGGUACCGCUUCAUAGGGGAGACCGAUGAGAAGUACCCUCCCUUCAACAAGGCCUUCGGAGGAGCCGGAGGUAUCCCCGUCUCCAUGGUGAACGUGAAGGGCCUCGCUCGCCUGAAGAAGCAGGACCCGAAGGGGUCGGGACAGGGCAGCCAGAAGCCCGCCACUGCCCUCUUUAAGAAAGCCGAGGGCGAUGCUGCUGCCGGCAAGAGGAAGUCGGCGACCAAGGGGUCCCCCCCCCCCCCGGCUACCAAAAAGCAGAAGAAGGGGGAUGUCGCCAAGAAGGAGCCCCCGGUCAUUAUUGCUGAUGAGCACCCCGCCUCCGGGGUGCAUGUGGAGAAGCCGUCGGGCAAAACGCCGGCGGGGGCAGAGGAGUUGCUGCCUGAGGUCCUCCAAGUUUCGUUCCCGAGGGGAACAUCCCUGGCCAGCGGCGCUGUCGACCCGGGGGCCAUCUUGAGGGGCAUAACCCCUGAGACUGAUAGGGCUUCCCUCGGGGCAUAUAACGAUGCGGCCCUCGAGGACCACAUUCUCCGCUCCUCCCUUUCUGCUUGUCUAGCCCUCGGUGAACAUGCGCGGAGGCUUCAAGAAUGGCGCCUCCAUAAAGCAGAGCAGGACGCCAAGAUGAAGGAAUGCAUCCUCAAAAAUAAGGAGGCGGUGAAGCUGGGGGCCAGGCUGGAAGAGGAGCUUCGGCAAAUGGAGCUGAGAUUGGAAGCCGCAGAGAAGGGCAAGGCCGAUGCUGAGGCCGCUGCUGAGGAGGCCAGGAGAGCUGCCAAAGAGGCCGAGGACUCCAAGGCGCUAGCCGUCGCCAAGGCUCGGGAGGAAGCCGUUGAUGCCUUCGUCGCCGAGGGCUGGAGGGCCGAGGGACGCAAGGUGUGGCUGUCCUCGGUCGUGGAGGCAUACGUCGAGGAAUGGGCCGAGGGCCCCGGGUGGGAAUGGAUGGCCCGGAAGGGCAGAGAAUAUUAUGAGGCCGGCGAAUUCUUCACCCAGGCCCUCAUUUACCGGAGGAUGGCUCGGCAUUUGGGCAUUGAGCAGAAGGAUUUCUCCCCCUCGGCUUAUGGCCUUCCUCCCCUGCAGCCUGAUGUCCGUGAGUCGCUCCCGGAAGGUGUUCAGAGGCCCGACCUUGAGGAUACGGAGUUGAAGAAUGAGGCCGAGGAUGACGCUGUCGAGGCCGGAGCGGAGGCAUCAUCGAGGCCGGCUGCAGAGGGCACCCCGGUGAAUGAUGCUGUUGUAGUUGUAGAGUGACUUUGUACUUAGAAAUCCUUGAACAUCAUUGAUCCUUCGGCUUCGGCCUGUUUGUAAAUUUCACACUUACUUUGUUUUUUGAUGAAUGCAUGCUGCCUCCGGGCUCUUUACAUUUGAGUGCGCC